AUGGGCAAUGGUUCGAACGGCCAGGAAGAUGGGUUGAUAAUCGUUAUGGCUGUUCGUUCUGUGCUUGGAAAGCUGGGUAGGAGUAGAUUUAUUCCCAACAAUGGAAGACUUAUCAUGGGUGGGACUUCUCCUACUGUUUGUUCCUCUCCUCAUCACCCUUUUGAUUAUUAUGGGGUCGUCCAUGAUCAAAACAAAGCGGAUCAAAAAAGCAAUCCUUUUCUUCUUGGAUCGCUUAUGAAAGAGCCAGUUUAUUGUCAUUUGGAUUUUGGAGGACUAGGACCUGCUCGUUUCGCCAUCGAAGAGUUGAGGAAGAAAAGGAAUAUUCAACUGCAGUCUGUGAGAGUGCUGAGGGUGUUAGCAAGGAAACAUGUUGGCUUGCUACAAUAUGAUUCUUACUAUGAUCUACUGCUGGAGGCAGUUGAUGCCGAUGUGAUGAGAUAUUUCGAAGUAACAGUGUCAGUUAAUUCCAGGGAUGGCUUGUGGUUGGAAGACUUUUGUCUUCUCGUUGAUAAUAAAAGACCUAUAAGAUUAUAUCAUCACCUAGACAACUUUUUUGAUGCAAAUGCUAAGGCUCGAGAGCAGUUAUCAUUUGGUAUGCGAAAAGGAAACCUCUCUCUGCUGCCUCCUUCAGCCCUCCCUCAUCUCUCAUACACAAACCCGGGACACAAAGAGGAAACCACCACUCCAAAACGCAGAGGUCGAACGAAUGCAUGUGAAGCGGCGAAACACUUCGGUCCAGCUCCCGGUGUACCUCAAAAGUACACCAAACCUUAUGUCCGGUCAAAGAGAAGGAAGUUUGAGAAGGCUAGAGGAAAGAGGAACAAUGAGGGCUUUAGAGGCAUUGCUGUUUCAACAAGAGAGAAGCUCACUACCAUCAAUCUCGAAAACUAUCCAUGUCUGCAGCUUGCGGAAGUUGAAAUUAGUGUGUUCAGAAAUGUGAAAGGUGGUGUAUGUGAGAGUUAUGCAACUCCUAAACCCAUAAAGGUGGCUCGUUGGGAUUUAGACCACUGUUGUGGAGACUUAGAUAAUAGCCAUUCUCUUAUGAUAUUGCAAGACUGUAGUGGCUUUGACACAACCCCAGUAGAUGUCUUUAAAUGUAUUGCCUUUGAGUAA
Prunus armeniaca (apricot) is the source of this 1113-nucleotide messenger RNA. Lineage: Eukaryota; Viridiplantae; Streptophyta; Magnoliopsida; Rosales; Rosaceae. The record is from the annotation of a GenBank genome assembly.